Molecule: messenger RNA, 2741 nt
Organism: Pocillopora meandrina
Lineage: Eukaryota; Metazoa; Cnidaria; Anthozoa; Scleractinia; Pocilloporidae
Source: the annotation of a GenBank genome assembly
AUGGCGGACAGGUCGUCAGACAAGAAAACAGAUAGAAAAAGAGGAAAAGGCGAAAGAAAGGAGGAAAGAAAGAAGAGGAAACGUAGUGAAAAUCAAGAAAUAGAACUGGCUAAACAUUAUGAAACAUUGUAAGGGUAAAAAUUCUCUCAAACUAUUUUUAGCGUCGGGAAGGAAUAUUUUGACCAUGAGAUUGUUAGACCAGCAAAUUUUGAAUUUGUGGCAUCUGCGAAGGUUGAAAUACAUUCAGUUCCAAUGGAAUUUAUAUUUGCGUGUUAUCAUGACUGUGCUUGCCUUUUUAGCUAUGAACAGCCACCCCCAGGGAUCAUAAAGGUAAGAGACUGGUAUCUAACAUUUUGUUUGUAAAUUGUCUUGCGCUGGAAGUUAAGUUGCUCCGUAAUUAAACACUCAUUUUGGAGAGAUUUGAAAGUAAAAUUUCUGCACCUAUUAUGUUUAUUCCAGAGUUUCCCUUUUGCGAAAUUUUAGAAAUGGCCUAUACAGUUUUUGAGAAUGUUCUACGUGGGCUUCCAUAUUGCAGAAGAGUAACUUGGCAGAAAAGCACAGACCUGCCAGCAACCAUGUUGCAACAUUACCGCACCAACCGAUUUUUACGACCAUGACAAUGAAUAGCUCACUUGACUAAGUAUCUAUAGUAUGUGUUGCCAGUAAUACCCUAACAAAAGUUAACCUUUGCUGUCUCUGUAUGGUAAGUUGGGAAUGCAAAUUCAGGAAGAUUUUGAUGGCUCCUUUUCAACUAGGAGAAAGAAGAGCUUCCAGAAGAAUGUAUACCUGAUUUACCUGAAAACCAGAGUGCAAGAGAUUUUCUUUCCCAUGCCCCCACUAAAGGCCUGUGGAUGCCACUUGGAAAGGAGGUCAAAGUUAUGAAGUGUGAGUUAUAUUGGAAACUGGAUCUUCUUGAGUGUGCAUUACAUUACAAGGGUUUUCUUCUCAUGAAGUGUGUUAUAGAGUAUCAUGCAUAGCAGGUCUUUCUGUUUCCUUUGUGGGAGAAGUGUGAGGGAAGUGUAAGCCAUUCAUUUGCUUUCUUACCCUGCUCUCCUUUGUUGCUAAUGGCUGUGUGACCAAAACAGGUACAGCAUGUAGUGCGUAAAUCAGGCAAAAUUUGGAAGUCUUUUUUUCAUUUCAUUUGGCUUUUGUGGGAGAAGAAGUGGCUUAACAGUCAGUGAGCUGGGCUCAAGGUCUAGAGGUGCAGUAGGGUCAUUAUGUUGUAUUUUCCAGCAAGAAACUUGACUUUCACAGUGCCUCUCUCCACCCUAGAGAGUAAAUGGGUACCAACAAAUUGUCUAAGGAACCUGGCAAAUGCUGAGGGGAUGGGGUGGGUAACCUGCAGUGAACUAGCAUCCUAUCCACAGGAGUAGAAAUACAAAGUCUGAGUCACUUCAGAAACCUGGAUAAACUCCAGACUCACUUACUUGGGUUUAAAACUUUAAAUGAUCUCUUAUUUAGGUUGGCGAUGUAAAGCCUAUGGCCACAGGACAGGUGAUAGGGAGUGUCCCUUGUUUAUCAGUGGCAACAAAAACAGUGAAAAGUUUCGAAUGGUGAGAUCUUGUUGACUUAACUACAGACUAAAUAUUAUAAGAGGUACUUUUAGUGAAAGUAACAAACUAUAAACUACUUAAUAUUAAUUAAAUAAAAGUAUCUAUUAGGGUCCACUAUAAGUGGUGCAAUCUGAUUGGUUACACUAUAAACCCUUUAACUCCCAAGAUCUGAUUGUUAAUUCUCCCCUGUAGCUACCGGUACUACACAUGAUUCCUUGGAAAUUAGUUAUGAGAACUUGGUGCUAGAUCAAGAUAGCAGCUUCUAUCUGAUAAGUUUGAAUAUUCUCAUUACCUGUUUGCUGAAGAAUGUAUAUAUAUAUAUUGUAGAGAGAAGUUUUAUGCUAAUCACUUCUGGGGGUUAAAGGGCUAACUUUCUAUUCUUUGAUAGAUAGUGAAACUAGGGAAUAGCUUCACAAUAUACAGUUGUAAACAAAAAGAAAUGAAGGCACUUUUUUUAUUUUGUUAUUAAGUUUUGAAUUAAGUUUUGAAUGACUGUUAAAUAUCUGUUAAACAUGUACAUUUUGUGUACCCUAAUGUAAAAAAAAAUUUGAUAUACAAAUCAGGCACAUGAAGACCCAAUGCAUGAGUUCAUUCAAGAUAAAAAGAGAGCAGAAAAGGAAAGCAGGUGGGAUAUUGUUUUUGACCUUGUUUACACUCACUGGUGAAGUUUAUCCAUAUUACUACAGAAUGAGGCAGUUAAGAACUGUGGUCACUCUGCUUGAUGUGAUGCUAAAUGUACAUAUAUAUAACCCACAACCAUUUUGUCUGGUUUCCCUGAAAGUUUUCCUGGUGGAGAGAGGUGCUCUGCAUAUUGAAUUUUACAACAUUUCAUGACUUGCAGUGUCACUUUACAACAUCACAUCAGAAUAUGUCACUGUAUCAGGUGAUGCCACUUCAUCAGUCAAAUCAGUCAAGGAACAUAUCGCAGCUUCAGUUGGUAAUCUUAAUAUUUUCAGAAUACAACAGCUCAAGGCCUUACUUGAAGAGUCAACAACAAGCGAGGGUGAUUCAGAGAAAAGCAGCAAAGGUUCUGGUGAUGAAGACAGAAAAAAAAGACAUAAAAAAUCCAAGGUGAAACAUAAACGGAAAGAGAGCAAAAAACAUCAACGUAAACACCGGAAGUUAUCAAAACACAAUGACGGUGAUAGAAGGAAAGAUGAUUCAAGGGAGAAAAAGGACAAAAGAUGA